CUGCUGCUCCGCUUCAGGACUUAGACGAGGAUGGAUGGAGUUUCUGCGCAACGAUAAAGCGAUGGAUUCCCAUGCUUUUUACCACCUUUUUGGCGCCUUGUUAAAUUGCGGAACACGGACUUAACAUCAGCAGAAAAAGGAGUUGUUUGCGUAGUUCCCUGGCGGCAGAGUUUAAUUUCUCAGAGAGGCUUCACAUCCCUGGAGAUUGGGGUGCGUAAAAUCGGUUUGAAAUGUCCGACUUACACAACCGGAGCCAAACCAGCGCACGUCGCAGUGACUACGUGUGGCAGUAUGAAUAUUAUGACGACGAGGAGCCCGUGUCUUUUGAGGGACUCAAAGCGCACAGAUACUCCAUCGUUAUUGGUUUCUGGGUUGGACUUGCUGUGUUUGUCAUUUUCAUGUUCUUUGUCCUCACCCUGCUCACAAAGACAGGAGCGCCUCAUCAAGAGAACCAGGACUCGGCUGAGAAGCGCCAUCGACCCGGCAGCUGUCUGGUCGACAUCAACGGUCCUCAAGAUGAAAACGACAAAGCGUUCUCUCGCCCGCUGCUCGCCCAGUCUCGCUCUUAUUUCCACUUCUACAUCAACGAGGAGGACCAGGGGCAGGGCAAGCAGAAAACAGAGGAGGAGGAGGAGGAGAAGGUGGGUGAGGGAGCCCAGCAGGAGAUCAUCGGGGGCCUCGGCUCCUCCGGGAUGGACGAGAUGAUGGAAGACGAAGCGGAGAGUCGCCAACCGACUCUCAACGGACUAAUAGAGGAGAGCAAGACGGACAGAGAAUGUGCCUUCUUUUCCCACUUCAACAUCCCAAACUUUGUGAACUUGGAGCACAACUCGGCUCUCGGGGAGGACGAGCUGCUGUACGAGCCGUCCGCCACGCUGGAGCGCCAGGCGCAGGAGGCCCACCGGGACCUCCACUGAGACGCCACAGGCACGGACAUGUGAUGCAGUUUUUCUCAAUUGCUAAAACACAUUUUUUUUCGAAUCCUCCUGUUCCUUUUCUCAGAAUUCUAAACACAAAACUCUUUGGUAACACUUUACAAUAACCAUCAUUUAUAGAUGGUAAACAAUGCUAAAACACAU
Molecule: messenger RNA, 1079 nt
Organism: Centropristis striata (black sea bass)
Lineage: Eukaryota; Metazoa; Chordata; Actinopteri; Perciformes; Serranidae
Product: melanocortin-2 receptor accessory protein 2A-like
Exons: 4
Coding region: 231-917 (228 amino acids)
Biological process (GO): regulation of adenylate cyclase-activating G protein-coupled receptor signaling pathway; protein localization to plasma membrane
Cellular component (GO): endoplasmic reticulum; plasma membrane
Molecular function (GO): type 5 melanocortin receptor binding; corticotropin hormone receptor binding; signaling receptor regulator activity
Source: RefSeq, a predicted model, not a curated record